Branchiostoma floridae (Florida lancelet) is the source of this 8174-nucleotide messenger RNA. Its product is annotated as golgin subfamily A member 4-like. The coding region runs from base 452 to 6952 and encodes 2166 amino acids. The transcript is spliced from 32 exons. The record is from RefSeq and is a predicted model, not a curated record. NCBI's taxonomy places the organism in Eukaryota, Metazoa, Chordata, Leptocardii, Amphioxiformes, Branchiostomatidae.
CAGGAAAGAACGGCAGGCUCGCACAAAGCAGAGAACACUAUUACCACCAAGCUAAUAGGGUCAAAUAGUUUGUUUUUCCCAACGCAGGAGCAAGCAACAAUAGAGUCACAUCUGUUGGGUAGCAGUGCUUUUGCUCUAUCGUCAUUUGAGCACAUCGGUUGAUGAAAAUUCGAAGAACUGGGUUUAGGUUGUGUUACAUGGCGACCCGCGAACUGAUUUGCUUCGGCCCAGUAUAGACAGUUGUGACUGAGGACGAACAACCCGGGGUCAUAGACUGUAGUUUGGGGCAGAGAGCAGGAACAGUGUAGCCAGGAUUAUAAUGAAAGCCACUCCUUUCUGAACGUGCCAACCUCUGCCCGCCAUGUUGUACCGCCACAAGGACACUUGAAGGACACGCAGGGAUUGGCGGGAGUGCGGGGAUGGCCGUACGAGGGAGACGACACACUAACAGAUGAAAACUAUGGGUACGUCGGAAAUUUACGUCAUCACCUGCAUGGUGAUGACGUUGCUACUUCACGAGGCGCAUGCGCAGCAGGAAAACCUCAGCUCAGCGGUGACCAGACUAGAUGCACAGUUUAGAUCCAUGGAGCGCCGCCUAAGGACGCAGAAUGUCGUGCGGGACAACCAGAACAAGAAGCUACUGGAACAGAACAGGCGUCAGACUGAAAAAUUGCGCCUUCUGACGGGACAACUGGACAAGGUCCAGGCUAAGGUUGUCGACGUCACUUCCGCUCUGGAAACGAGCAAAUUGGACGCUUCGGACGCGCGCCAGAAAGCUGUAGAAAUGCAGACUAUCGUAGGGAGACAAGAAGCUACAAUCAUGGACCUGAACAUGAGAGUACAGGCGCUAGAGGGCGCUAAGAUCGCCUAUGAGAGCACGUUGUCGAGCCUGCAACGCAAGUUGGACUCUGUCGAGGCCGUGGCUGUAAACAGGCCAACAUCUGGGAUAGACCUCGGUAGUGACAGUGACGAGGAUUCUCUCUUCGACUAUGAUUCCAUUUUUGUCGCCCAGGAGCCAGACUCUAAGAAGAAAAAACUAGGAAACAAGGCAAUACAAAAGUUGCUGCGCAACCAUACGAUAGAAAUAUCGAGGUUGAUGCGACGACAGUCUUCUGCCUCCAAGAGUCUCGGGGGUCUUGAAAAUGAUGUAAAGAAGAACGUCUUGGCCAUAUCAGACCUGAAGCUCAAGGAUAAGGCGCUAGAGGGCACGCUUUCGCGGACGACUUCUCAGAUCCUGGAGUUCUCUUCACAAAGGACCGUUUUUGGGGCGACUGUGUCUUCUAUUAGGAGUGAGGUAUCAAGUGUCAGGAGGAGGAUGGACGAGACAGCGAACAAAGUGUCUAACGCCACGGCCUGGAUCGCCACCAUGGAUACCAAGACCAAACGCCUAGGCAACAGUUUAUCAAACCUGAUGAGCGACUACAGGAGGUACUUUGGAUCCCAGAGCUCUGGAGAGAAGACAAUAGGAGAGAUCGUCAAGGACUUGAAGGAGGAGGAUGGGAAACUGAUGGAAGGUAUCAAGGCAAACGACGUUGGACUCUUGGAUCUGGAGAACAGAAUGGAGAACAUGGAGUCACGUGUUGGCAGAAAUCCCUGGCCCAUAGAUACGCCCAACCAAAACGCAGCAUCGUCGGAAAAGAUAACAGAGAUGCGGCGAGAUCUGACGAGACUUGAGGCAGAUCUACAGAGGGCACAGGGUGAGGUGCGUGGGGCAAUGACCAUGCUCACUGCGCAUGUGCAGGAAACAUCGUACCUCCCACGCAAGAUUUCCAACCUGGAUCGACUGCUGCAAGGAUACGGCAUCUUCAUAAACUCUUUCCAGGAUCAGACGGACGAAAUAAAAUACACCAUCAAGGAACAGAAUCAGACGAUAUUUGAGAUGCAACUUGCAGUCAACGGACUACAGGAUACCUUCGUGAGCUUGUUCCCAGAGUCUUCCGGUAAGAGUUCGCGCCAGCAGAAACAGAUGGACAGGAUGGGAGACAAGCUGAAGGAGAUGGGCGUGAAUAUAGAACGGCUGACGGGCCGGGUGUCCGCCGUGCAGCAGAUAGCUGCCAGUGUGGAGCCCAUGAAGAACCAGAUUCAAAACAUCUCGACCUUCAUGACGAACUUGAAUGGAACAGCUCAGAAGUUGGAACUGGUCACUGGCAGGGUGACCACGUUGGAAGAUCAAGGCCCGGAGUUCCAAGCAUUGAAAGAUAAAGUCUUUGUAAUAGAUAAGAUAGCUGGCUCCAUACCUUUGGUUCAGAGAAAUGUCACUACCCUCCAAGAAGAAGUCGCCCAGGUUGACACCUUCGCCCAGAAGAUGAGAAAUCUUGAGAGAUCCAUGGCAGUUGUUGGGGGUAAGGUUGCGGAACUCAACAACGUUAAGAAGGCGACAAAUAUGCUAGAAGAAAGAGCAGACAACUUUGACCUUGGUCUCCAAGAAAUAUCCAAGGUCACGAAAGACAUGGAAGCUUUACAGGAGAGGAUGUUCAGGGUCAAGAGCAAGGUGUCAGAAAUUGACUCACUCAUGACCAUGGUUCUCAUAGGAGCAAAUACAACAUCGAACACUAUACCAGGGCCGGACGAAAGCACCGACGAGAAAGAUGCCGCCAUUUUGGAGCUUGAAGGUCAAAUUGACGUUCUUCGAUCCGCCCUACAAAAACUAACGUCCCAGCUGGAGAACUAUACAACGGAAAGCAACCAGAAGAUGAGCGAGAUAGAAAGGUCGAUCAUAUUUGGAGUUGGAGGCAGCAGUCCCAUUAAUGUUGGGGAGGGUGAAUCCACUGCUUCACCGGGCGCCAUUAUGGCAUUCAGUGGCCAGCUACGCGAGGCUAUGGAGAAGGUUGAAAUGAUGGUCAAUGCCAUGCAGAACCAGGCUACAUCCAUCUCGGACAACACCCUAAAGAUCCGCGAGCUGGGAGACCUUGUCCAGCAGUUCGGUACAGUUUCGCCGGGCGGCAAUGUCAUCGCGGAGCUGCAAACCAAACUGAGCAUCUUAGAACAGAUGCUCCAACCAGGGAACAUCCCCACGCUGGAUUCAGCUGGUAGAAGCUUCGACUUUGCAGAGCUAGAAGGGAUGAGGCAACAGCUUACGGGAGCUCUGGCGACUUCAAGCGAGCUAACCAACAGGAUACAGCAACUAGAGUCUCUCUACCAGACAUCCAUAGCAUCAAAACCGACGGAAUCCGGGGGGCUUUCAGUGGAUGUCGAAGAAAGGUUUGCCAAAGUUGAGAACGACAGCAUUGCUGCUCGGAAACUCAUUCAGACGAUCAGGGACUCUGUGGAAGCCUCUGUGUUGGAAAUGCAGGGACAAGUCGCAAAACUGGAAGCGUUUUCGGAUACCUACAGCUCCCUCGCCAACUCUCUUCAAACAGUUAACGAGGGUGAGACGCAGGCUGACUCUCAGACCUUCAAGGUCAUCGCAACUGACCUUGCCGGGCUGAAGUCCAACGUGGCGAUCCUCCAGAACACCAUCCGUGCGUACGACCCGCGUAUCCUUGUUGUGGGGCAGCUGGAGAUGGCCGUGGCGGAGAUAGACGAUCGCCUGAAGCAGUACAUCUCCAGGCAACAAAGCACGUCAUCAACCAACCUACAGGAACUUGCUCAGGUACAAGUGCGUUCUGAAGAACUGCAGAAGACAGUGGACGGCCUCCGAGCUGCAGUGGCCAGUUUUGAAAGCAGACUACAAGACGUGUCAUCCCGGCCAGCGGCUGGUGUCAGCCAGCCAGUCGAUGCAUUCGUGGAAUACCACAAUGAGAUAUCAGAGUUAAUAAAUAAUGCAAACCAGGUUAACCUGACGUUAUCUCGGCAUCAGGCGAUCUUAAAGACGUUACAGACUCAGUACGCCGCUAACAAGGUGAUGAUUAACAACGUGAUGGGGAGUAUCCAACAGCAGCCCAGUCAGCCCAUCCAACCACCACAGCCAGCCGUGGAGCUGGAGUCCAUCGCUAGGUUGGAGACUGCACUAACCAAUCACGACGCAGCGUUGAGUGACGUCAGGGCGGAAAUAGCCAAUCACGACUCGCAGAUGAUCCAAUUAAAGUCGAUGUUCGCGCAGUCUCAUGCGAGUGUGGCUCAGUUCGAGUCCAAGACCACCGAGCUCGGCAACAUGAUCUCUGUCAACAGACAUGUGCAGAGUGGUGCCAUUCAGAGAUUGGAAAGACGAACGGGUCGCCUGGAGGGGAGAGUUAACAGCUUUAGCGUGGACGUUGCCAAAGUCAGGAAUACUAUCGAGUUGGUGAAUUUGACGGUAUCCAAAAUGGAGAAUCAAGUCCGUGUCUUCUCACUCAUGAAUCAGUCACGUGACUACGAUACCACGGAGCUCAUGAACAUAACAUUGGAUAGCGUGGACGAGAACAAUGGCACCAUAUUACCCACAAUACAGAAAAUCAACAAGAUCGGAGACCAGACCAGACAGCUGGCACAGCUGAGAAGUGACGUCACGGUUUUGAACAACGGCCUGGUCCGUCUGAACCGUGACCUGGUGAUGAUGCGCAGUGACAUGGCCAACAAGUCCGGUGUGGUGGACCAGCUCACGAGACUGAACAUCACCGGGGCCAUGCAGCAGAUCGGAACGAAGAUACUGAGUCUUGAGGCCACGGUUAAUGGCCAUUCAGCAGCGCAAAGGCAACGUCCAAAAGGCCAAGCAUCUGGAUGGCGAGCUCAGGCACUGGCGUUUAACGGGCCAGGGUCCUACAUCGAUCACGUACAGCUCAACAGGAGGAUACGUGUGCUGGAAGCGUUGAUUGACGAAGCUAAAUCCAAAUUUGAGGAACAGGGCGGAGACAUUGACAAGCUGAAGACUAUGGACACAAACUUCGACUACAGGCUUAAUAUACAGGUACAAAAGAUCAUGUCCUUGGAGAAUGAUCGUGGUGCCAUAGAAAACGCACUUAAGAAACACCAGGAGAUCAUUCAGCGAUUGGAUGCCGCUUCGACCAAUCAGAACACCGUUCUCUCCAGCCUAGAAGAGAAGAUGUCGUCAUCGGGAGAGACGGGCAAGCUGACCGAAAACUCUAUCGAGAACGAGUUGGGAGGGAUCAGCUCAACUCUCAUUGGUCGACUGGAGAAGGUAGUGACCAAUAACAGCCUGGUGAUCGUGGACAUUCAGAAAAGUCUCUCGCUCCAUGACCAGAGCAUGGUUCGACUCGAUACAAUGGUAAGUGUGCACCAUGACAUACUAUCCCGGAUGUCAACGACGACCAGCGAAUUUAGAACGGAAAUUGACGCAUUACAGACUGCCGUAAAAGACUUAGAAUGGCUAGUAGAAGAGGGAGGCGCGACUAUCUUACCAACAGGGGACCUCGAGGUCGACGCAGUAACUGAAUCAGUUAAUAACAAUACCCGCUCCCUCGUCCAGGUUCGCCAGUCAAUCUCUGGUAUAAUCGAGAAUUUGGGCAAAAUGGAGGCCGUUGUAGAAGACCUGAGGCAAACAACCUCGAGUGUUGAUCCCUCUGGUAGCGCUUCACCCAAUCAGGGCGAUGCGGAGGACACCCUUACUCCUGAGCGAGCCAAUGAGCUCAUCGCAAACAACCCGUUUGUCACGCAACUUGCGAAUCGUCUGGCCAAUCAGAGUCUGGUCAUAGAUGAUUUACAAGAUAUCACGCAGGCGCAAUACAAGCAGAUUGGAGAGCUUGAAUCUGAGGUGGGCGACAGGUUCGCCGAAAUGUCGUCACGUGUCGAUGCGGUGUCCACAGACAUGGAUGCGCGUAUCGCUGCGGUGGCGACCAACCUGGGCGGGGAGAGUGAAAAUGGCGGCAGCUUCCUACAGAAGCCAGACGAGGAACUGGCUGAUGUGAAGGACGCUAUCGACAAGCUGGACGGGAGAACGUUUGCUCUUGAGCUCACCAUGAGAAACCACAGCGGGGCUAUCAGUUUCCUCCGUGAGGACGUUGACCUCCUGGCGUACGGCAGCAGUGGAGAUGGCGCUUCUCCUGUCACAGGCGUUGAUGCUCAGCUUGUCCAGCGACUACAGGAGACCACGAGAAGACAGUCUGCGAUGCUGGAAGGCCAUUCCGCCGCCAUCUCGGAGAUCUCUGUGAAGAUGGACGACAUCGCGAGACUUCAGCAGCACGCCUUGCACCCGGAUACUGCCACGAGUUCACAGGGCUCCGGUUCUCCGGACACCGCUAACCUUUUGGCGGUCCUACUUAAACAUAACAACACCCUGGCGAGGAUGGAGGUAGAGAUGAAGGUACUGGCCGACUAUCUGGAAGGACAGAGCCGGGAGUCCCGUCCGUCUGUGUCCGGUUCGUCCGACCCGUCUGGCUUCACCAUGCUGUCCCGCUCGGUGGCGCAGGUAGAGCUGGACCUGCGGAGUCAGGAGGAGACCCUGCAGUACCUGGGGGCUGAUAUCACCCGGCUAAGGCUGGACCUGGAGAAGGUCAACACAACAGCUCGCAGCAGGAAGAUGCCCACAGGAAGUAACCAGGGUGUCACCGACAGUGAAGACAUCUGGGAGGCCCUCGCCGCCAUCGAGGACAAGAACGAGCAGCAGGAGGACAUCAUCCAGUCGCACACCUCCGACAUCUCCAGCCUGCUGGCCACAAGCAGGGACCUCAACAGCCGACUCAGCGGUCUGUCCUCUACUGGUGGGCCUGAGAGCGUGCCGGCUGGCGAUCUGGCAGAGAUUGUUGCUGAUCUCGACGACUUGAAGAGUAAGUACUCCAACAUGACGGCCACAGUCCGCUUCGUGCAGCAGCUGAGCAACAAGGCGGGGAUCGCGGCCACGGAGUGGAACAAAAAGCGGCAGUUCUUCGAGCGGCUGUUGGAUUCCCACACCAGCGCUAUACUCCAGCUAAUGGAUAAAACCAACGCCAUCGACGCUCAGAUGUCGCUCCACCUGUCCGAGACCAAGAUGCAGUCAUCAGCAGGCGGAAGGUCAUCCGGGGGCAGAUCGGGCGAGCGGCCAGGGGGGAGGUCAGGGGGGCGGAGAAGGAACCAAAAGAAGGAUCAGGACGGGGGGUGACCGCAAAAUCACCACGUAAUGGGAUAGUGGGAGCGUUAGUAUAGAAUUGCAGUGUGAAUUUUAGAUAAAAGGCUAUUUAGGUCGCCGUCACAUGGGUCGUGCGAUCGUCGUACGUUAGUGAUGCCAUAUAGGAUUUUCAAGCUGGCCGUGACAGAACCAACCACCGAUAUGGGUCCAAAAAAGCAUUUGGUGUACAGUUAAACUUUAUAGGAGACUUACAAUUUGCCCGAAAUUAACGAUCGUACGACGAUCGCACGACCUAAGUGAGUAAAGGUAACUGAUUUGUGUUCUCACAUGCGUAACAUUUACUACACUAACGGGGAUGGGUGAAUCAAGGUGGGGAAUUCAUUCUAAAAUGUAUAGGAAAAUCUCGCUGCCCGAUGAUCUUUCUAGUUACUUCUACAAAGGUAGAAUGACACUCGGAAGGAAACCUAGUGUGUAAGUUUUGUUUCGUAGGAUGAUAACAGCUUAAAAGGUUGCAUACUAGAGAAAUUAUUCUUAAUUUGCUUGUAUACGUUGCUGCAUAAUAAUAACGAAAGGUAUUCUUUAAAACGGUCAUAUUGUUGGUUGGUUGGUUGGAUAGUUGUUAUUACAACUUUGGCUUAAUGAGCUAGGAAUUUUAUUGAUUUUUAAGCUUAAUCUAUAAUUACGUUAACCUACAACAAAUGAAACUAAAUUCAUAUUUACUAUUAAUUUCUUAUUAAGGUAUGUUGAUGUUUUAUGUAAAGAAAUAAGAUUGUGAUUUGUCAAAUCUAAUGUGGAAUCGAUUACAGAAAAUUCUAUUGAUGUUGAAAUUUUCAAACCAAACAAGCAUCAGGUAAUCCUUAAUACAAAUGUCACUUAUUCAAUGAUAUUCGUUUUCCUUACAAAAUUACGACGUAGACGAUUAUGAUAUUAAGACAAGAACGGCCAUCUAACAUGAUGAAUAAGCUUAUAGUAAUGGUUCGUGUAUUAUCUAGAUCAAAUUAUAGACAUGUCCACAAUAUUGCUCUAUACAACUACCGCAUUUGCUAGAAUUAGUAUACGUACCAUGUUUUGCUUCAUAACUGUAACAUUUAGUAGGGUAUAAGUUUUGUUCGAUGCAUUGUUUCAUCGGAAGAUUUCGGAACCAUUAAGAAGGCGAGGGUACGACCCCGCUCCGUGGAACAGAGUUAUUCUAUUUUGUAUAUACGAAUACGAGAUUAAACAGGUACGUAAAUAAACUACCUCUUUUAAUACCAAA